AUGGCCCGUACAAAGGAGGUUAAGAAGGCGGCGACCAAAAAUGCAGUGUCUGGUGGCAAGAGGUCUGCCCCCCCUCCCAAACUUCCAACCCCGGAUGUCAGCGAGGACGACGAUCCCAGCGAGAGCGAGCUGAACGACAAGAUGGAGCUGUUCAGCGACAUGGAGGGCUCCGAUGCCUCCAGCGUCCUCGACGACGAGUUCGACGGCGAGGCCUCUGCCAGCGGUGACGAGGCCAGCGGCCACAGGGCCGGCAAGGGGUCUGAGGAGGAGGAGGAGGACGAUGACGAGGCCACCAGCGCCUCCGGCUCCGAAGACCUGCCGGGCGUGCGCCGCCGCAUCAAGGACAUCGUGCGCACGCUGGAUGCUUUUGCCGCGCGGCGCGACGGGGUGCACACCCGCGCCGAGUACACGGACCAGCUCAAGCGGGACCUCGUCACCUACUACUCCUACAACGACUUCAUGAUCGACGCGCUGUUCAACCUGUUUUCGGCCAGCGAGGCCGUGGAGCUCAUCGAGUCCUGCGAGAACCCGCGGCCGGUGACGCUGCGCGUGAACACGCUGCGGACGCGGCGGCGGGAGCUGGCAGCCGCUCUGAUCAACCGCGGCGUGAACCUGGACCCCAUCGGGCCCUGGUCCAAGGUGGGCCUGGUCGUGUACGAGUCGCAGGUGCCGGUGGGCGCCACACCAGAGUACAUGGCGGGGCACUACAUGCUGCAGGGCGCCUCCUCCUUUCUUCCCGUCAUGGCCUUGGCCCCGCAGGAGGGCGAGCGCAUUGUUGACGUCGCUGCCGCACCUGGCGGCAAGACCACGUACAUCAGCGCCCUGCUGCGGAACACGGGCAUGGUCUUUGCCAACGAGAUUAACAAGGACCGCCUCAAGUCCCUGACCGCCAACCUGCAGCGCAUGGGCGUCCUCAAUACAGUGGUGUGCAACUACGAUGGGCGCGAGCUGCCCAAGGUUCUGGGCGAGCGCUCCAUGGACCGCGUGCUGCUGGACGCCCCCUGCUCCGGCACCGGGGUCAUUUCAAAAGACCCCACGGUCAAGUCCUCCAAGAACCAGGCCGAGAUCUGGAAGUGCGCCUUCCUGCAGAAGCAGCUCCUCCUCGCGGCCAUCGACCUGGCGGACGCGGGGUCCAAGACAGGGGGCUAUGUGGUCUACUCCACCUGCUCCAUGAUGGUGGAGGAGAACGAGAACGUGAUUAACUACGCUUUGAAGAAGCGCGACGUCAAGGUGGUGCCCACCGGCCUCGAGUUUGGACGGCCCGGCUUCGUCAAGUAUCGGGAGUUUCGGUUCCACCCCUCCCUGUCCAAUGCCCGCCGCUUCUACCCCCAUGCACACAACCUGGAUGGUUUCUUCGUGUGCAAGCUGAAGAAGGUUUCCAACGCAAAGCGUGGCUCUGGAAACGACGAGGAGGCUGAGGAGGGUUCAGACGGCGAGGGGUCGGAGGAGGAGCCCGUGCAACCUGCGCCCCUGGAGCAUCAGACCCAGCCCGCGAGGCAGCCGCCAUCGCCGGCUGACAAGGGGCCUCGAGCAAAGCAGCAGCCAGGACCGGCCCGCAGGCCCAAGGCCUCGCCGGCGAGGAGGCGGGCCGGCGCGGCCGCAGAGCCGGAGGUCGACGGGGCGGAGCCCGCGGUGCCGACCCCUAAGAAGGAGCGGGGGAUCGUGAAGCGCGCCAGGGCGGAGCUGCAACAGGAGCGGGAGGCGCAGAAGGCGAGGGAGGGGGCAGCGACGGAGCAGCAGGCAGCAAAGAAGGCCAAGCCUGCUGAAGGCGCAGCGGCGGCGGCCAACGGCCGCGGCAAGCCAGCCACGCAGGGCUCGAAGCCCGCGAAGAAGGUCGGCGCCAAGGAGCGGAGGUGA
Messenger RNA from Auxenochlorella protothecoides, 1857 nucleotides. Its product is annotated as Putative ribosomal RNA methyltransferase NOP2. Gene Ontology annotation, biological process: rRNA base methylation; maturation of LSU-rRNA. The record is from RefSeq and is a predicted model, not a curated record. The coding region runs from base 1 to 1857 and encodes 618 amino acids. The transcript has 10 exons. Gene Ontology annotation, molecular function: RNA binding; rRNA (cytosine-C5-)-methyltransferase activity. Gene Ontology annotation, cellular component: nucleolus. Lineage: Eukaryota; Viridiplantae; Chlorophyta; Trebouxiophyceae; Chlorellales; Chlorellaceae.